AUGCACUUCCUUGCAUUGGACACUAGAGGCAUCAUCGGUAUACGGGUCUACAGACACCAGUCACAGCAGACAAAGAGAGAAAGGGAGCAGCAACAAGCAGAGGAACAUGUCCGAAUCCAGCUAAAGCCUUGUGAUGUGCUGUUCCACCUGGGAGACCACAACUACCGCAGAGUGUCUGCACGCAGGCCAGAAAGAUCCAGGCAGUCUGCCUCCUGCAGACAGUGUCCGUGCUGCAGGGAUGUCCAGGUGCCAACUUCAGAGCCGAAGCACCAGCCCUCUGCUUCAGCUGCCAACACUCCCCAGAAGAGGAAGUGGGCCUCCGUGGCUCGUCCCUCUGAAGCUCCACAGGUGGUCAAUUCUGUUCCCACUCCUGAGCCCUCCACCUCAGCUGAUAACAUGCUGUCUUUGUUAAAUCUAGUCCCCAGGCCUUCUGCCACCAUCUCACCAGCCGACCUGCCGGUGUGCUCUGAUGUGGCCCCCAGCCCCCAGCCCUCUACUGCUCCACUAUGUGACGACGGCCCUCUGAUGAUCCACAACCACUCUGUGGAAGAGUACCAGAGGAUCUACCACGAGGUCGUGGAUGACAUGCUGAGGUACAACAAUGGCCAGCUGCGUCCUUAUAGUCUGGCGCUGGGACGUCGCAUUAAGCAGCGGCUCUGGAAGCGACUAGACCGUCCCACGUUCACAGAAUCAGUCAAUGAGGACGGACUGGUUCAUGUGAAUGCGUCAUACGGGGUUGGAGCCCAUCCUCCCCAAAAAGCCACACCUACAGCCUCUGCCAACAACCUGCAGCUGCCGCCUCCGCCUGCAGAUUCUGGCAGACAGCUGUGUCCACACCGCCAUCUAUGGUCUCUAAAGUGUCCUGCUCCACAUUACACCAAUGGCCUCUCACAGCCACCUUCAGAUAGCAGCUGUCUGCUGCCCAAGCCUCCACCUUCAGACAGCAGACAGCUACAGAGAAAUGCUCAAACUACCUCCACCAGCGACAUUCCAUCAGCUCCACCACCACAAAGUUCUAAAGAAUGA
Epinephelus lanceolatus (giant grouper) is the source of this 1026-nucleotide messenger RNA. Lineage: Eukaryota; Metazoa; Chordata; Actinopteri; Perciformes; Serranidae. The record is from RefSeq and is a predicted model, not a curated record.